Messenger RNA from Harpegnathos saltator (Jerdon's jumping ant), 2427 nucleotides. Its product is annotated as translation initiation factor eIF-2B subunit delta-like. NCBI's taxonomy places the organism in Eukaryota, Metazoa, Arthropoda, Insecta, Hymenoptera, Formicidae. The coding region runs from base 79 to 1539 and encodes 486 amino acids. The record is from RefSeq and is a predicted model, not a curated record. The transcript is spliced from 6 exons.
UAUUCAUUGCACGUUUAUUUUGUUACGAAAGACGUUCAUAGAAUAUACGUUUGGCACAACUUCGAAUGUCAAAGGAACAUGGACAUACAUCGGACAUCCACAGGACAUCCACAAAAUAUAUUGAGUCUCCAAGCUGCGAAAGAAACCGAGGAGAGUUCCAUAAAAAGCGCGACUAGGCAAUCUCCGAUCGCUCAAGCCGCAAAUGUUACGUCUCCGGCCGUUUCUAGGCUAGACAACGCGAUUUCCGACGAUAAAGCCGACGGUAAAGCCGAGGGCAAGAGCAAGGCGGAAUUGCGUGCGGAACGAAGAGCUAAGCAGGAGGCUCAGAGAGCGGCGAAGCAGCUUCAACAAAUCUCAGCAAAGCAGCAACUAUCCUCAACGAAGAGCAACGAAAGGAGCCAAGAAACUCCUUCAGAAAAACUGCGUGCACAGCAAGUGGUUGUCGAAGCUGUGAGUGUAAAAAAAAUUGUGAAGAAAAGUAAUGACCACCAGGUGAACCUGUUCCAGCACCUAUAUAAUGAAAGGGAGCUCUCUUUGGCCAGCGUGCCCAUCAAUUCGAAUAUUCAUCCGGCAAUCAUAGGUUUGGGCGCGCAGUACACGGGCAGAACAAUCGUCGGCAGCAAUGCGAGGUGUGUUGCGCUAUUGGCAGCUGUCAAGCAGGUAAUCCUGGAUUUUGAGAAGCCGGAACAGGCUGACUUCACUCGUAGCCUCGAGAUAUGUCUGCGGGAUUUGCUCGCGUACCUACAUCGUUGUCGGCCGGUGGCUGUUUCAAUGCAAAACGCAAUGCGUCAUCUCAAGUGGCACAUGACGAAUUUCUCGGUCACUAUGUCGACAUGUGAGGCGAAAACCAAGCUAACAGGUAUAAUAGACACCUACAUAAUGGAACAAAUUCAACUGGCUGGCAAAGCAAUAUCCAUAACUAUUCAGACUAAGAUAUCAAACGGAAAUAUCAUUUUAAUUUACGGAUUCUCAUCCUUAAUCUAUAAUAUAUUAGUGGAUGCACAUGCUGCGGGUAAACAAUUCCGCGUUAUCGUAGUCGACGGCAGACCGUGGCUAGAAGGAAGAGAACAAUUGAAACGUUUAGCGAAACAUGGAAUCAAUUGUUCAUAUAUGUUCAUCAACGCUGUGAGCUUCAUUAUGUCAGAAGUUAGCAAAGUCUUUCUUAGUGCUCACGCAAUAUUGGCCAAUGGCGCGGUGAUGUCGCGAGUCGGAACUUCGCAAAUCGCUUUGAUAGCCAAAGCCUUCAACGUACCGGUUUUAGUAGCGUGUGAGACGCAUAAGACAUGUGGACGAGUGCAGACUGAUUCCAUCGUGUAUAAUGAACUUGGGAAUGCGGAUGAUCUCGUAACUUCGAAUCAAUAUGGUAAUUCGAGAAAGUCUCUGUUCACCAACUGGCGGGCGAGAAAGUCGCUGAAUCUCUUAAACAUCACAUAUGACGUAACACCAGCCGAUCUCAUUACUGCUGUCGUCACGGAAUUGGCCAUUCUGCCAUGCACCAGUAUUCCUGUGAUCCUACGAAUUAAACCUUCAGAGUUUUAAAUUUAUGUUAUAUUUCUCUCUCUCUCUCUCUCUCACACACAUACACACACACAAAUGUAAACAACUUACUUCCCUAAAUUGUUUUAGAUCAAAUAGAUUAUUAAAAAAAAAAAUGUUUUAACUAUAGAGUUCCUAAAUAUACAGAAAAAUUAAGAAUGUGUGAAUAUAUUUAAAAGAAAAAUAAGAACUCUAUAUUAUCUUUAAAUAUCGGAUUAUUUAAAUAUUACUUAUUUAUCUCUAACAUUUAAUGAUUUCAAUAAUUUGCUCUAAAAUUUCUCUCUUCAACCUGCCAGACGAAUUAAAUACAAAUUAAAAAGAAAUAAAAAUAAUAUUUGUGUAGAUAAUGGAGAGUAAUUUCAUACAUUUACUAAUGCAUUUUCUUUUUUUGAAAUAUGAACCUAAGAUAUUUUCUGGAAAUAAAUUCUUCAACCGAUAAACCUUGCAUGAUGUUAAAGACAUGACAGUGACUACGAGAGAAUUGCACAUACAUUAGUUGAAAUUACCAAGUAUAACAUAUAUAUAUGGUGUGUAUUCGUUGUCACGCGACACCAUAACAACUGUAACGAUCAUUCGAUAAAUAUUUUGUGAAGUAGGUGAAUUAAUAUUGAUUGGGGGACUUUUUAACGACGAAUAUAUUAUACACACUUACGUACGCAUGCGUACAUACAUACACACACACACACACACACACACACAUAAUGAUUUAAUGAUACGCUAUUUAGUACAAUACAAAUCAACUCGAACAUUAGUUGUAAGAAAUGAAAAAAUAUAUUCCUUAUAGAGUUGAUUUAUUUCUACGAAAAUUGUAUUUAUCGAGCCUUGAUUUUUGCGUGAUUAUUCUCUCGUUUAAUUAUUUGCUUUGUUGCUAACAUGAAAAUAUGUAAUUAA